GCUAUGUGCCGGUGUUUAUAUCUACCUACUUAAUCUUUGUGUAAACUUUCCGAUGUUGUGUAUCAUAAUAUUUAGUGAAAGCAAAUUUAUUUUUCAAAGAUUGAUUUGAAAGAAAACAAUUUACGAACAAUCCAGUUAAAAUAGUAAAGUGUUGACUAGUUAGUUAAAGAAACCAGUUUUGUUCAACGUUUAUCGGACAAUCGACUUGAACGAUGCAUACGAUUUUUUCGGAUCAAAAUGCUUAUUACCGCUCCAGUGCCGCACCUUACUCUACAGCGGCGGCAGCUGCAGCAGUGAAUGUUUCAACGAAUCAUUAUGCUUACGAACAGUAUUCUCGAUACGGGUAUGCAGCAGCAUGGCACCACCAACAGCAUCAAAUAUCCAACACCAAGGAUAUGGUUAAACCUCCCUAUUCCUACAUAGCCCUAAUUGCCAUGGCUAUUCAAAAUGCCAAAGAAAAGAAGAUCACGUUAAACGGUAUUUACCAAUUCAUAAUGGAAAGGUUUCCUUAUUACCGAGAAAACAAACAAGGUUGGCAAAAUUCCAUCAGACAUAAUCUCAGUCUAAACGAGUGUUUCGUGAAGAUACCCAGGGAUGAUAAGAAACCUGGAAAAGGAAGUUACUGGACUCUUGAUCCUGAUUCCUAUAACAUGUUCGAUAACGGAUCAUACUUGAGGAGAAGGAGGAGAUUCAAGAAAAAGGACGCUUUGAGAGAAAAAGAAGAAGCUUUGAAAAGGCAGCAAUUAAAGACAGAAACACCACCUACAGGCGUUUUAUCACCAAGAGUGGAACAGAAGGUAGAUGAAGUUAAAUCCAAAUUUGUAUAUAAAUCUAAGAGAGAAUUAGACACCGAAUUGACCCCGUGCAUGAACAACAAAUACGCAGACACAAAAUAUCCGAUGAAUCAUCAGCAAGAUCACCUUAUGGGCGAUGUAGGACCUCCAAUUCAAGUUAUGGAUACAACAACAGCGUUUUCAGUUGACAGUUUGAUGAUCAGCAGAGAUCAAAUGGGAAUCCAUCAUCCAAGCUCAGGCAGGCUUCAUUCUCCAGCUGAAAUCUAUUCGUAUUGUUCUAGUGCAACCAGUCCCCAACAUCAGUACAUCGCUGAUGAAACCGCUUCAAGGUAUGCCCCAUGGUACAGUCCUGAGACCUCGCCAGAAUCCACCACGGCCACGCCUGGUUACAGAGACAUCAUCUUCGACGGCACCAUCGGUCCAAGCUGUCAGUUGUCCAGUUUCAGACAUUCCGGAGUUUCUACUACCCCACCAACGUACAAGACAGCAGGUUAUUAUCAUCAAUAAUGUGGUGUUUAGGACUGUACUGACGUUAUUAUUUAUCGGAAUGCAAUAGACAAUGGUUGAUGAGUGUAAAUUUAUUCCUAUUUAUUAUUUGAGUGCUUUUGUCAUUCGAUUCGAAGACUUUACCCACCUCAUCCAAAUGUGAUUAUGUAAGUAAGUUAUUCGCAGAUUUUUAUUGUUUGGUGCUGAAGGUGUCCACCUUGCAUUGAUAGGUAGUGGAUUUUCUUUAUAUAAGAGAAUUGAAAAGAUAACUUAAAUGUGAUAUUCGUUCAAUAUUAAAG
Molecule: messenger RNA, 1579 nt
Organism: Harmonia axyridis
Lineage: Eukaryota; Metazoa; Arthropoda; Insecta; Coleoptera; Coccinellidae
Gene: croc
Product: fork head domain-containing protein crocodile
Exons: 1
Coding region: 213-1301 (362 amino acids)
Biological process (GO): anatomical structure morphogenesis; regulation of transcription by RNA polymerase II; cell differentiation
Molecular function (GO): DNA-binding transcription factor activity, RNA polymerase II-specific; RNA polymerase II cis-regulatory region sequence-specific DNA binding
Source: RefSeq, a predicted model, not a curated record